Molecule: messenger RNA, 161 nt
Organism: Paramecium octaurelia
Lineage: Eukaryota; Ciliophora; Oligohymenophorea; Peniculida; Parameciidae
Source: the annotation of a GenBank genome assembly
GUAAAAUAAAGUGCUUUCCAAAUCAAUGAGAUUAAAUGGUUCACUCAAACUACAAGAAUGCCUGAUCAAGUGCUCAUCAAUCUAUUUGAUCAAGAUAUGCUAGGAGUAGAGUCUCUGGUGCUCGCAAUAGCCACACCCUAUGAUCAACUUCCCACUGUGAU